ACCAAGCAAGCCAAAAUCCAAAAGUGAAAAAUAAGGAGAGAGAGAGAAGAACCGGCGUCCGAUUAAUCGCUUCUCACUUGAAAACUACGUGGAUCCGACCCCGGGCUACUACAGAGCUCGAGAAGUGUCAGAUCCUUCGUCCUCCAGGUCAUUGGGUUGAAGAGAGAAAGACCCUUGCUUUGAUUUUUAAUGGGGAUUCAAACAAUGGGGUUACAAAGUAAUGGCCAAGAGACCUAUUUGCAAUUGCAACCCUCACCACCAUCACUGACCAGGCAAAGCUCGUGGUAUAACCUCACUCUCGAAGAAGUUGUGACCCAACUGGGGGACUUGGGGAAGAAACCUCUAGGUAGCAUGAACCUCGAUGAGCUUCUUAGAAAUGUAUGGACCGCUGAAGAGAGUCGGUGUGCAGGGAUGAGUCGCGUCGGGAGUGGUGUGUCCCCGUCAUCGUCGUCGCUGCAGCGCCAGGCCAGCUCGACGCUGGCCAAGGGGCUGAGCGGGAAGACGGUCGAGGAGGUGUGGAAGGAGAUCCAGCAGGGGCAGAAGAAGAGGAGCGGGUCGGAGGUGAGGGGUCAGGGUGGGGACCAGACCCCCGGCGAGAUGACUCUAGAGGAUUUCUUGGUGCAAGCCGGGCUUUUUGCCGAUGCUUAUUUGGAACCUCCAAUGGAUCUAAACCUCUCGGAGCCGGCAACUCCUCAGAGCAUUACGCCGCCGCUCGGUUUGUCCCCGGCUCCUUCGACGGGCCUGCUGUCGGAUUCAUCGGUUCCUAGGCGGAAAAGGGGUGACCCAGUUGCAUAUGAAAGGACACUUGAAAGGAGGUUGAGGAGAAAGAUAAAAAACAGAGAGUCGGCUGCACGUUCACGAGCUAGAAAGCAGGCUUACCAAAAUGAGCUAGUGAGCAAGGUUUCACUUUUAGAAGAGGAGAACAUAAAGCUAAAGAAAGAGAAGGAAUGCGGGGUUUUGCGCUGUGCACUGGGGGGGACUGGAGGAAUUCGAGACUAAGUUUCAAAAUGAAGCGUCACCAAAACCGAUAUAUCAGCUUCGCAGAAGCAGUUCGGCCUCCUUUUGAUUCCUAUUCGGUCUGAUUCCUCCACAUGGGGCCCUAAGCAGUGGCGUCCUCGAACCAUCGGGUGGCUGCGGCUACUUCUCGACCAGCUCAUUCUGCAGGCAUGUCCCUCCCAGCCUCAUCUAUUCUUAGAGUGAAUUCUCGUGUACAUUUACUAGUUAACCUAUCGUAGAGUGUAUACGCUAUAAGGCAUCAAAGAUGCCAUGUCCAUAUAAAAUCUAGGCUUUUUAUGUUCCAGACCUGAUGAAAGGAGUAGGAAAAUAGAAAUGAAAUUUUAUGGCCUUGA
This is a messenger RNA of Rhodamnia argentea, 1349 nucleotides long. RefSeq names its product ABSCISIC ACID-INSENSITIVE 5-like protein 7. The record is from RefSeq and is a predicted model, not a curated record. NCBI's taxonomy places the organism in Eukaryota, Viridiplantae, Streptophyta, Magnoliopsida, Myrtales, Myrtaceae. Gene Ontology annotation, biological process: positive regulation of DNA-templated transcription. Gene Ontology annotation, molecular function: DNA-binding transcription factor activity. Gene Ontology annotation, cellular component: nucleus. Bases 190 to 999 code for a protein of 269 amino acids. The transcript is spliced from 5 exons.